This is a messenger RNA of Lepisosteus oculatus (spotted gar), 529 nucleotides long. Lineage: Eukaryota; Metazoa; Chordata; Actinopteri; Semionotiformes; Lepisosteidae. The record is from RefSeq and is a predicted model, not a curated record.
UGUUGAUUCGUGAUUGCUCAUCGAUAGAUGCGGAGCGCCGUGCCGUUCAGCCUGGUGCAGUUCCUCUGCCUGUCAGCAGGGGGAGCCCUGGCCGCAGUGUCCUGCUACAAUGACCAGGGGAGUCCUGUGGACUGGUUCUAUCUGUACAAGCUGCCCCAGCUGUCCCAUCAUGCCCCCGGCUCGGGGCUGCUCUAUCUGCUCCUUCAGCAGGGGAAUGACUCGUGGGUGAAGGGGGCGUCGCUGGUGAACAAGAGUGACGGCGCGCUGGGCAGGACCGUGGGGCAGCUGUACAAACUGAGACAGCCCCCCCUGUCUUCCCUUGUCUCCCCUGCCCUCCUGCCCUUCCUGCCCUCCUGCCCCUCCAGUGUUGUCCUAUUGGAUAAGACUCAGGGCUUCUGGCUGGUCCACAGUACGCCUCACUUCCCCCCUAGACAGGAAGUGGGGGAGUUCUCGUACCCGAGCACAGGCGUGGAGAAUGGGCAGAACUUCUUGUGCAUGACCUUUCCUCUGGAGAGAUUCGAGGCCAUCG